AUGCAGUUCAUCGAGGUCUUCGCCGUCGCUGCGGCCAUGCUCAUGGCUACCGUCAACGCAUCCCCGCUUGGUUUCCCCUCCAUCUCUGUCGCCGUUCAGGCCACUGAGUCCGGUCCUGCAUCCAUUUCUACCAACUCCGACAAACCCGUCAUGGCAGUCAUCGCCGGCCUCAAGAAAGACCCCACCGGCCAAGGCAUCACCCACAUCGGCGACGACGGCAUCAUCCGCACCUACGACGGCCAGGGUAACGUCCUCGACUACGCCCCUCUCUCCACCGCCCAGCUCAACGCCCACCUCUGUAACCUCCCCACCCUGCUUCAGCCCCACGAGGCUCAUCUCCGCGACACCUAUCGCAACGUCUCCGGCCAUGACGUGACCGAUAUGUCGCAGAUCCUCACCCCACCGGACCAUCUUCGUCCCCUCGGCGGCCCUGGCUCCGUCGGCUGGGUUCCUAAGACUGCGGAUGAGCAUGAGCACGACAAGCGCAUCCAAGGUCCUAUCCCUGUCAUUUCGCCUCUGACGCCGUGCUUCAAUCGUCGCUGCAACGGUGAUUCUUUCUGUCACUCCUGGCGUUGUGGAGACUGCGUCGCUAUUGAUAGGAUUAUUGUCGAGGAGACAUGGGGGAUCUGCGCCUCUCCGACUUAUACGUAG
Recurvomyces mirabilis is the source of this 651-nucleotide messenger RNA. RefSeq lists its product as uncharacterized. The transcript has 3 exons. The coding region runs from base 1 to 651 and encodes 216 amino acids. Lineage: Eukaryota; Fungi; Ascomycota; Dothideomycetes; Mycosphaerellales; Teratosphaeriaceae. The record is from RefSeq and is a predicted model, not a curated record.